Molecule: messenger RNA, 1820 nt
Organism: Polyodon spathula (Mississippi paddlefish)
Lineage: Eukaryota; Metazoa; Chordata; Actinopteri; Acipenseriformes; Polyodontidae
Product: forkhead box protein Q1-like
Exons: 1
Coding region: 254-1228 (324 amino acids)
Biological process (GO): anatomical structure morphogenesis; cell differentiation; regulation of transcription by RNA polymerase II
Molecular function (GO): DNA-binding transcription factor activity, RNA polymerase II-specific; RNA polymerase II cis-regulatory region sequence-specific DNA binding
Source: RefSeq, a predicted model, not a curated record
GUCCCUUAACAGUAAUGACUUGGGUGCUUUACAAUACAAAUAACUGUUUUUAACUGAAAGCGAACUCCGCUUUUAUCGGUGCAUUAACGAAGUUGGUUAAUUGUUGUAUUGUAGUUUCUAAAUCUGUUGACAACAGCUAUACCGACAAAAAGAAUAUUAUCUGAUAUGUGUGUUGUUGCUGCUGAAACAGACAACUGAAACGCUGACAUCCCAGUAUUCUGAAACUGAUAAAGUUACAAGAGAAAGACAAAAAAUGAAACUGGAAGUUUUCUACAGGAGCAGCACUGAGGAGAAGCCCUUGGAGGUGGGCAGCGAUGCUGAGGCCAGUAUCCCUUCUCCGCUUUCCGGCGAAGAAGAGCUAGGUUCAGAUGGGGACUGCGUGGCAAAUAGCCCUGCACCUGCUAACGCUGUCGCUGAUGGAAAGGGCAAGCCCUACACCAGGAGACCCAAACCGCCAUAUUCCUACAUCGCACUGAUUGCCAUGGCAAUUAGAGACUCUACAACUGGACGUCUCACUCUGGCUGAGAUCAACGAGUACCUGAUGAAGAAAUUCCCUUUUUUCAGAGGAAGUUACACCGGGUGGAGGAACUCGGUACGCCACAACCUGUCGCUGAACGACUGCUUUCUGAAAGUGCUUCGGGACCCUUCCAGACCAUGGGGCAAGGACAACUACUGGAUGCUGAACCCAAAUAGCGAGUACACCUUUGCCGAUGGGGUAUUCCGGCGCAGGAGGAAGCGAAUCAACAAAAAAACUACCAAAGACCAGGAGGGUUUAGAUCACACUGUCAAUGAGGAGCUACCCAGUUCCAUCGCCACUGCCUCGGUUGUUAAAGAUGAGAGAGCAGCGACCACGUUUUCAAGCUCCUUUGCUAUUGAUAGCAUCCUGAGCAGACCCUUCAAAAGAAAAGAGACCACCCAGUCUGAGCCUUGCAGUGGUACAGUGUUGUGCCCUAAUAGCAACCCCUUGAUGCCUUAUCUUGUGUCAUAUCCACCUGCUGCUGUAGCUCACAUUCAGCCGGUGUUUCCAAUCAACCCCGGUGCCUCGCAUUUGCUGCAGGCGUACAGGUAUGGCUUAUCGGACCUCCUAGGAGCAGACCACCUUUUUAACUAUUUGGCAACAGACGGCUUACCCAACUCUGAGGUUUACCCUGCCUUCCGAAUGCCAGCUGCUGUGCGAGCGCCAACCAGCAGUUGCCACUCAUUCAAAAUUGACUCUUUGCUUGGAUGACUGGGACAGAGAAGAAAAAGGAAGCAUUUUUCCGGAGCACUUUCUUAAAGACUAUACUGUAAUGUGUUCGAUAACUAAAUGCAUCUCAUUGUAUUGACUUGCUUGACAAUCAGUCGCUUGAGACUGAGAGCGUAACAUGUUUUCUUUUUCUCUCUUUUUUUUUUUUGUAUUUUGUUGUUGCUUGACAACCAGUUUUUCUGGUCACUAUAAAUUAAGGAUGAAACAAAUUCAGGGCAUUACAAUAAGUUAUAGUUUUAACAUACCUUUUAAAACGAUUUGUUUCUGCUGCAAACGAUGGCACGAUUGUGCCAAAAUGUAGAACAGUCAGUUUUGCCUUUUGGUUUAUUAUUAUUAAUGUUAUUAUAUUUUUAUUUAUGUUUUAUUGCAAACAUUUUUUUUUUUUAAAUGACGGGCUGCAGCGUUUUGUGGUUUAAGUAAAGGCUGAUGUUAGUAGUGACAAAGCUCGAAUCGAGCUAUAUAGUUGUACACACUUUGUACUGUUUUAGAAAGGGACCACUGCCAAUGUAAUCCAGGCGAUUGUGUAUAUUUUCUUUAAUUAUGCAUGAGCGUUAUUUUAUAAUAAAGUCUUUUA